Molecule: messenger RNA, 462 nt
Organism: Exophiala bonariae
Lineage: Eukaryota; Fungi; Ascomycota; Eurotiomycetes; Chaetothyriales; Herpotrichiellaceae
Exons: 1
Coding region: 1-462 (153 amino acids)
Biological process (GO): regulation of DNA-templated transcription
Source: RefSeq, a predicted model, not a curated record
AUGUCAGGUAUCGAGAUCCUGGGCAUAGCCGCCGCGGUUCUCCAAAUCGCAGAUCUCGGCGGCAAACUGUCUGUCAAACUGUUUACUUUCUCCAGAAAGAUCAAAAGUGCAGAUAAAAGCAUCAAAAGCGUUUCACAGGACAUUGCAGCAACUGGUGCCGUGCUCCAGCAGCUGGCCAGCGUGCUCAAGAAAGACGAGAAGUUGCGGCUUUGCUCUGAUCAAGCGAUAGAAACAGCCAAAGGGUUAGUAGCUGAUUGCAAAGCUAUUUUCUCGGAAUUGGACGAAGCGCUCGACAAUCCUGGAACAUCAGGCAACAAGUAUAUCUCGGCAUGGAAAGAACGGCUAAAGUUUCCGUUCAUCGAGCCCCAGAUCGAACUUCUCCAGUCGAAUCUCGAGCGACUCAAGGGCUCCCUUGUCCUCAUGUUGAAUGUACUGAUCUAUGCUGAACAACUCCGAAAGUGA